AUGUCGGGUUUCGAAAUCGCUGGCGUGGUCCUUGGGCUUUUCCCAAUCGUAUGCGAUACCGCCAAAGACCUACGUGGUGUUUUUCAUGAUGCUCAGUCAUGGUGGCGUUUCGAAAGGGAAUUUGAAGACUUUAUCCUGGAAAUUGAGAAACAGCAAAUCGCCUAUUCUCCAAUACUUGAGAUCUUAUUCGAUCCGCUUCACCAACUUUCACUAACGGACCGUGAGGCUCUCGAAAGCAAUCCCAACUCGCCUCUUUGGUAUGAUCUCCGCAUCCAGGCAGUGCUGAAAGAUCGAAUUUGUCAAAAAUACACAGGAUGGUUCAUGACGCAACUGGGAGACAUUAAUGAUGCUUUGAAAGAACUGCUUGGUUUGCUACCUAUAGAAAAGGCUUAUCAUUUGGAUAGUAGCAGUUUGGAAAGCACCAUGUUUCGAAUUAAGACAAGUUUCUCUCACAGAAAGAACGAGCUCCUCGCCAGAAUCGAAGCCAGAAACAAAGAUCUAUACGAGUUCCUCGAGAGGGCUUCCCAUGUCCAGGAGUCCCGGGUUUCUACGAAAGCAGCACCAAGAGGCAGCGCAAAGAUCGUAUCAUCCUUUCUCGAAUUUCAGGACCAGGCCAGAACCAUUUUCAGUGGCUUUCAACGACACUGGGCCUGUAGCUGCAAUUGCAACGGCCUUCAUUUGUGUAGCAUCUCUGCACAAGGGUCGGAUCUGAAAGCGCUCUUUGAUAACGGCACAGAGGCCAGACACGUCAAAGUUGAGGUUGAAGUCAAAGGAAAGGUUGCAGACGUGGAGGAGGACGCAAAUGCCGCAACAAGCCAAGAGGAUGUGGACAAUUUGAGACACCAAGUUGCUAUCAAGAACAAAUCCAAGAGGUUACGAGACCAAGGUCCAAAGAGUCUCGUGAAACUCAUAGCGUCAAGUCUUUCGGCGUUUUCAAAUCCGGCAGCGGUGAAGACUGGGAAUGACUGCGAAAAAGGACUCGAAAGACCCACUGAGAAACUCAAGAAGAGCUUCAAACGACAAACAGUCCGAUUCGAUUCACCUCCACCGCCGAUUGUCACGACUGCAGCACUUCCUCCCACACCUAGCCGUUGCGACCAAGCAAUUGAUGACGUAUGCCUGGCAAUCAAGAAACAAACCGAAGAAUCUUGCCUCGGUUUUUUGAAGCUGCCAGGUGAGAACUUGUUCUUACAUGUUGAUCCACCAGGGCAUGUACAGCUUCUCAAGAAACAGACCCUCGAUGAAUUCAUGAAUGCCACACCACGAAGAGCCUCCCGGCUUGAGCUAGGUAUGGCAGUUGCCACAACAGUUCUAAAGCUUGGUCCAUCAUGGGUCCCAGAAAGCUGGCAGAAGUCCUCGCUCGUCAUACUACAAACUUCCGAUUCUGUCCCACAGCCUUGCAUUUCGCAUCCAUCGAUCCAGACAGCUUCACCAUCAUCCUCAGCAAAGACAAAAGCGACCCUCCUCGCCCUUGGCAUCAUGCUAUUGGAGUUGCUCUUUUGCGACACGCUCGAGCGCCAGCCGUUUCGAGCAGAUUAUUUGGGUAACGGUGGACAGCCCAACGAUAUGACGGACUUUUGCACUGCGAUGAAAUGGCAGAAAAUGGUAGAGCAGGAUUUUGGGGACAAACUUGCCCAUGCCAUUGAGAGCUGUGUGAAAUGUGCUUUCGAACCAGUGGCGGAUCUGGGUAGCUUAGCAUUUGUACAGGCUGCCCAAAUAUGGACGCUCCAGGGGAGAAGAGCCUGCAGCAUCAGGUUGCAUGCUUUAGUUGCCGCGCAUCCAGACAGAAAUGCGAUCGCCAAGACCCAUGUUCUCGUUGUUCUAUGCAUGAUCGGUAAACCGGAUAGCGUGGACAAACUCCUCGCUCGCAUCGAGGAAAGUGGUGCUCGGGAGGAAAUCAUUGCAGCCCUUCUGAACACCGGUCUUCCAAGUCCGAACAAAACUGUUUCCAUACGGGGAACACCUUGGACCCAAGCUCAGGAUAGUCGCGACACUUCUCAACCACGACCAGACACACCGGAAGAGGAUGACGAUGAAAAGCCUGAAGACUUAAUCUCGCCACUUAGUAUUGUUACUACUGCUAUUGCGACGAAUACUUCUGCCCAGUGUGAGAAGCUCAGAUCGCAGAUGCCGAUGCAGCCCGGUAUGAGAGAGGCUAUCAUGGCGCCGAUCAAGGAGAGACUUGGUGCUUAUUUCUCUUCGCAAAGAGAACAACAGAAGGACUGGGAUAUUCUUGCGGCGCAAUCGGUUGAUUGUCCAUUCAAAUUGGAAAAGGCUACAUGCGAUCCACUUGCCUCGCGGCUGAUCGAUGAAAGCGAUGCAACUGUGUAUUUCCAACUUUUCUUUCAAACUCGAAACCCACUAGUAGGUCUUCUCGACGCGACAUUACACACAUUCGAAUACGUCUACGCCAACUCAUUUACUCUAUUCUCUGUCAUCUGCGCUCUCGGCUGUGCUAUGUCGGCACGUCCUCGAGAUAGAGCCAUCUAUCCAGUUCUGAUAAACCUAGCCACCGGUAACGUCAAGUGGUCUAUCGCGGCUGCGGUCAAAUCCCUCUCAACUAUUCAAGCUAUCGUCAACAUGCAAUACUGGGCACCAGUGUCUCCGAGACAAGUAGACGACACGUCUUCGAUAUCUCUCAACCAUGCAAUCCAAUUAGCCAGAGAGAUGGGGAUCGACAGAGCAGAUGCCAUAAGAGAAUACGUCAACUCAGAAUGCGAGGACCAAUCCCCCGAAUUCAAAAGACGAUGUAUCCGCAACUACGAAAGGACUUGGCUUAGGACUCUUAUAGCUGACAAAGGCUUCGGUAUCAUGAACGGAAGACUCAAUUCGGUGAAUUACAAAGACAUUCCUCGCUCCGCGACAGAAUGGUGGAAAUCGUCUUUGGCAGAACCUACGGACAGGAUGUUGAGCGGGAUUAUCGAGAUUCGAAGAUUGCUGCUGAGUCAAGUCGACAAACGAAAACAAACCUCCACACCAACACCGUCUUCCAUUCUCGAAUGGCACAAAGGAGCCUACGACAACUUAACUCGCCUCCGUAACGAGCGUUGCACGCCAGAUGGAUCCCCAUCUGCAAAGUCACUCCCAGCCCUCGCAUUUUAUAUGGAUCACAGCAUCUUAGUGCUCAACGCCCAGGCCAUUCGAGAUAUAGACGGCGCCGUUGCGAUUGACAAUAGUGCAUCAGAAGCCCUGCUAAAUAUCGAAAGAAAGUCUAUCGAGGCUGUAAAACGAGGCGCCCUAACUUCCGAAGAGAUUUCCGCCGCCGCAGAGAAAGUCAUUGGCGUCAUCCCCCUUCUCGACAACAUAGUCCAACUCCUCCCCUCAUCAUCAGCAGCCCAUCUAUACUUCGACCUAGCGCGCUUCUUCGCGUGUCAAAUCGAUUCGUUAAUGGGCGCAUCUGAUCCCCAGGAGACGCGUGAGACGAUUGACUCGGGCAUGUUUACAAAUGACUGGUUCAAGUCUAUGGAUAUGGGGAUGCCGGAUGUUUAUACCAUGUUGGAUAUGGGAUAUCUGGGCAUGGAUUCGAUGAUGGCCGAUACGGAUAACCUUCUUGGAUUGGAUGAUUUGGGAAAUAUUGGUUAG
This is a messenger RNA of Fusarium coffeatum, 3582 nucleotides long. RefSeq lists its product as uncharacterized. The transcript has 11 exons. NCBI's taxonomy places the organism in Eukaryota, Fungi, Ascomycota, Sordariomycetes, Hypocreales, Nectriaceae. The record is from RefSeq and is a predicted model, not a curated record. Bases 1 to 3582 code for a protein of 1193 amino acids.